Messenger RNA from Hyla sarda, 2725 nucleotides. RefSeq names its product carbonic anhydrase 13-like. The coding region runs from base 141 to 905 and encodes 254 amino acids. The record is from RefSeq and is a predicted model, not a curated record. The transcript is spliced from 7 exons. NCBI's taxonomy places the organism in Eukaryota, Metazoa, Chordata, Amphibia, Anura, Hylidae. Gene Ontology annotation, molecular function: carbonate dehydratase activity; zinc ion binding.
GACUUGUGGAACCAGUCUGACUUACUGUGUAGUUGCUGUGACACUGAUUUAUAUUUAUAUACAAAGAGUAGCAAUGACGGAUGGUUCAUAGAGAAAGAGACAGAGAAGUGAUCAGACGUGCAAGCUGAAAAAGCCCAAAAAUGGGUGUUUCUACCUCACGUAGUGGACAAUGCCACCCACGUCAGUCCCCGAUCAAUAUUUAUACCAAAAAAGUCAGAUAUGAUUCUUCCUUAAAGCCUCUGUAUAUCUACUAUGAUCCUAAAUCAUCACGAAGACUUGUUAAUAUCGGGCACUGUUUCAAUGUGGAGUUUGAAGACACCAAUGAUAAGUCAGUUAUAAGUGAUGGACCACUGGCUGGGUUUUAUCGCUUACGUCAGUUUCAUUUUCACUGGGGGUCUUCAGACAAAGAUGGCUCUGAGCAUGUAAUAGAUGGACAAGAAUAUCCUGCUGAGUUGCAUAUAGUGCAUUGGAAUGCACAGAAGUAUCCAUCCUUUGAUGAAGCGGUGAAACAUUCAGAUGGUGUGGCUGUAAUAGGUGUGCUACUGAAGAUUGGAGAGACAAAUCCAGUGAUUCAAAAUAUAAUAGAUAAUCUGGACCAUGUUAAAACAAAGAAUAAAGAAUGUCCAUUCACACAAUGCGAUCUUUCAAGCCUGCUGCCAAGUGACCGAAACUAUUGGACGUAUCAAGGGUCCCUAACAACAAGUCCUUAUUCAGAAUGUGUCACAUGGAUUAUCUUCCAGGAGGCGACACUUAUUAGUUCCGACCAGCUUAACCAUUUUCGUGGUUUACUCCGUACUUCAGACAAUGAAGAUCCAGCCUUUAUAUUAGAAAACCACAGACCUCCUCAACCCCUUGAAGCCAGAGUUGUCAGAUCUUCAUGCAAAAAUAAGAUGCACAAACCAUAAGUCAUUUCUCUCCUCAUCUAUGGACAUGGUCAGACAAUACCCAUUUCACUGGAAGAUAAUCAGUACAGGCUGUUAUGGAUCAUUCUUUCCAACAGACCUUUCUGCAUUGACUAUAAUAGACAUAUACUAUAAUGAAACAAGCAGAAAAUUCAAUAUUCAGGAUACUUAAAUGUCACCCUGCUAUUAAAUAUACAUAUAUUAUAUUAUGUACUGAGCAUGUAGCCCUGAAAGCAAUUCCAUUAAAAUCCAGGUUUAUGCCAAUUCUGUAUACUGUAUAUAGAGUGUAUAGUUUACUGUAAAGACCUAUUGAUCUGCUGGAUAAUCCUUACAUACAUUAGAUGUUAGUUAUCAAUUUGGUGAUCAUUAAAUAUUUAUUCUCCCAAUUCUCUGGAAAUUGAACUUUGGCUAAAAUGUUUUCUAAAUCUUGAGCAGAUACAUAUAGGGGGUAUUUAUCAAUUUUGCCUGUUGACAGUUUCUUUUUACACUUUUUUUUUCACCUCGGUUUUUGCGGACGUGCGCCAAAUUUAUCAUUUGGCGCACGUUGUUAGUAAUUAUGGUGCAAACACCAAAAUCGGCUGUUCGCAGCACCUUUUACACAGAUCUUAUCACCACAGACAGCGUAGUUUACCCUGUAGAGCGGCCAUUUCGGAGUCCCUCCUGCAGUAUAUCAGCAAGUGACAUGAGUUGUUUUCUUUCGUGGGGUUUAUAGCCACCAUGUGAAAUGGAUUUUAUUUUUAACUUGAGUGUUUUUUUUUUUUUUGUUGCUUACCUUUCCUGAACCUGUGUGGCCAUAUCCAAUGCUGGCUCAACGGAGGUCCCUCCGAGACAACCAUGUCACAGGAUAGUAAUGCGCAGCCCUGAGGCGUCUCUGUUUUCACAUAAACAUUUUUUUAUGUAUUUUGACGCCUUUACAUUUUUUGACAUUGCUAUGUGUGUUUUCCGUGUACAACAUUUCUUGGCAGCUAAUUGCGCCAAAUAAAAACCCCUAAAGAUGCAAAAUUGCACCAAAGUUCAAUUAGCGCAAAUGGUGAAUUACUGACCAAAGCAAAAAAUCACACACAGGAACGUUAAAGUUCUAAAUUAUAGUGGAGAGAAUGCAUCAAACUUUGGUGCAAAAAGACACUGCGUCAAAGAAUUGCACCAAAGUUCUGAAAAAAAAACACAUAAAUUUGUUGAUAAAUACCCCCCAUAAAGAAUAAAUUGAUGUAAAUAUGGGGGAAGGGGGGGGGGGCAUGCUGAGUGCUUUUAUGCAGCCUUUGUUACAUAAAGGAGAAGUAUCAUGCCUAAAAACGUAUCCCCUAUCCUGCGGACUGCUGAGACCCCCUGCAAUCUCUUUUACGGGGCCCCCGGCUCUCUCUGGGAACGGGUAAGACGGGGCCCCGUGCAGGAGAUCGCAGGGGGUCCCAGCGGUCAGACCCCUCGCGAUUUGAAACUUAUGCCCUAUGCUGUGGAUAGGGGAUAAGUUUUUGGGCAUGAUAUAUCUCCUUUAAUGGUGACUUCUAAUAAAUGUAGUUUUUACCAUUAAAUAUAUGAAAUGAUUCACUUCAUAUGCUGGGCUGUAUGUGAGAAUUACUUCAUGCAGAUCUGUCUAAAUACACAGCAAAAAACGUAUUGCAUUACAUGCAGAUUUUGUUGCAGGUUUACUAUGGAUUUUUAUACAUAGAAUGUAAAUAAAUCACAAAUCCAAAAAAUAAUGAGUGGCUGCGGCUGCAAAUCUGCAGGUAAAUGUUACAGCUGUUUUGACCCGUGUGGAAUCACUUAAGAAUUUUACUGGGAAAAUGUUGGAUUUUUUUCUGCUGUAUUCUACAGACAAAGUUGUA